Micropterus dolomieu (smallmouth bass) is the source of this 2194-nucleotide messenger RNA. It is a transcript of the gene pdx1, whose product is annotated as pancreatic and duodenal homeobox 1. Gene Ontology annotation, cellular component: nucleus. NCBI's taxonomy places the organism in Eukaryota, Metazoa, Chordata, Actinopteri, Centrarchiformes, Centrarchidae. The record is from RefSeq and is a predicted model, not a curated record. Gene Ontology annotation, biological process: regulation of transcription by RNA polymerase II; type B pancreatic cell differentiation. Bases 782 to 1564 code for a protein of 260 amino acids. Gene Ontology annotation, molecular function: RNA polymerase II cis-regulatory region sequence-specific DNA binding; DNA-binding transcription factor activity, RNA polymerase II-specific. The transcript has 2 exons.
GAGAGUGCUGCAGCGGCCGCAGCAGCAGCUCGGUGUUUGUUAUCGCCGAGGGCCCUUCGUGCGGGGACCACACGCGCUAAAUGGUGUUAAAUGAUGCAUUUAGAGCAGUGUAAUGGGUACGUUUAAAAGUCACAAAGGUGUAGACAAAUGAAAAAAAAAACGAGGGUGUGGAAAUAGACUAUGGUGUUUGAGUUUUUUCUCCCGAGUUUCCAAGACAACUGUCUCAUCAUCCAGGUCUCUUAUCUGGCAGGUCAACCAAUGUUUGCGCCCAUACAUAUCGAUUUAUCAGCUGCAGUGUGCAGACGGGAGGUAUAACCAUAUAAAUUGUCGAUGCUUCAUUGUUUGAGGACAAUCCUACAUGAGAAAACAUGUUUCUUUCGUGCGCUCUAGACUUAAAAGGAGCUGUUGAACCUUUUUUUUCUGUGUGUACAGGCAGGGUCUUGGCUCUCACAGAUUCACCUGUUCACCUGUCGAUGCUAUAGGGGACAAACACGGGUGGGUGCCAGGUAAAAGUCACGGUAUUUACAGAGUGGCAUUGAUUUACGCGCUGACGGCCGUUCUGUUCAAUUUACUGAAAAAUCCCACAAGCUGCAAGAUAUCCUGGAAACUGAGGGCUACGGGUCUGCCGUUUUGAGCAAACAGUGAAACCAAUGGCUUUGGCGCUGCAGGGUCACAUGGUGGCAGAGUGACACACCUGUGUGGAGCCGUGAGGGGCCUCGCAGUUGCGCCAGAGACCGGUAGAGCAGAACGUCCACGCCAAGGCAGGGCGCAGGUACGGUACAUGUGCGGGUCCACGGAAGCCAUGAAUCGGGAAGAUCAUUAUUAUCCAUCUCAGGUUUUUAAAGACUCCUGUGCCUACCAGAGAUCACAGGGGGAGGACUACAGCCACAGCCCGCCGCCCUGCCUCUACAUGAGCAGGCAGGUGCACUCUGUCUACACACCGCCGGCCAUGGGAGUCUUGGAGCAAGCCAGCCUUCCUGACAUUGCCCCCUCUUACAGUCUACCCAUGCGGGAGGAUCCAGGUGUGCCUCAGCUCCACCAUCCUCAGGGGCUCCAGCAGCAGUCUCUCACGCCUGCUACAGCCUACGGAGACACGGGGGAUCAGAGAUAUCACCUCCCUUUCCCCUGGAUGAAAACCACAAAAUCUCACUCGCACACCUGGAAGGGACAGUGGGCAGGACCAUACGUAAUGGCGGAGAGUGAGGAAAACAAACGCACGAGGACGGCCUACACGCGCGCCCAACUGCUGGAGCUCGAGAAGGAGUUUCUGUUCAAUCGCUACAUCUCGAGGCCGCGCCGCGUGGAGCUGGCCCUGACCCUGAGCCUCACCGAGCGCCACAUCAAGAUCUGGUUCCAGAACCGGCGCAUGAAGUGGAAGAAGGAGGAGGACCGCCGGAGGGCGAGGGGGGGCGACCCGGACCAGGACUCCUCCAUCACCUCUGGAGACCAGGGGGAGGCCGCGGGAGGGGUCUCCUCUACGAACGGACCUCACACCACCUCACCCUCUGUUUCCCCGCAGCACGGCCACUCCCUCUCCGUCCCUGGGUCCAGAGAGCCCGCAUAGACCUGCAGGAGGGACUUACAUUCACACUGCAGGGAUCUUUUUCAAAUAGGCUAUUUAAGGCAGCCCACCUGAGAGGAUUUAUAUUUUAGGAAUCAUAUAAGAUGCAGAAUUAGGGCGAAAAUGGAGGGAGGGAAACCAACAAAUCUCCCUUAUAGUUAAGGCAUUUAAAUCUGGUGUUUAUUUCCCAAGGACCCCCUUGAACUCUCUCUCUCUCUCAAGGACCACCUAUGCCUCCUUAUUGGAUAUCACUGCCUAUCGUUUACUGGACUGAAGGGACAUUUUUUUUUCAUCCCACUUCACCCUGGUUGCUUUGAGGGCUUUUGGGCACCAGAUGGCAUGCUGAGACAACCAAACCAUGCAAAGCCCCUUCAGAGGCACUGUUUCAUGGCCUUAUUAAGUUUUACAGUGCAUUAUUUUCACCUCAGACAUGUGAGUAGCAUACAAGCAUGUUUAUGAAUGUAUAUAUGCGUUAUGACUGUAUUUGCCAUAUUAUCAGUGUCCACGUGUAAAUAAGGCUACGCCAUGUAAAGUGUUCAAUUAGAAUCAACGAUACACAUAUUUUAUUGUUUGAAUCAUUAAUUGUACAGUACGGUGGAUGAAUGACACAUAAUAAAGUUGGAAUAAAGCAAA